CUGACCAGUUUAAAGAAAAAAAUCGAAAAAGAGCUACCAGCGGAUACCGUUGAGAAAGUUCGUGAUAAGCUACAGUAUGUUCGCGAAAAGAUCAAAGAAGAAGGUCAGAGUUUGGCGAAACAUGAAGCGUUGAAGAAAGGAAUCGACAAUCUGUCCAAGGCUGGAGAGCAAAUUCGGGAUGCCACGAAAUCCCUGGGUGAUGCCGAGAUACUGAAAGUUGCAAUGAAGGUGAUUGCUGUGAUUGAUAUUACAUAUUUCUAG
Molecule: messenger RNA, 261 nt
Organism: Echinostoma caproni
Lineage: Eukaryota; Metazoa; Platyhelminthes; Trematoda; Plagiorchiida; Echinostomatidae
Source: the annotation of a GenBank genome assembly